CUCAACUCACUCAAACCCUAAAAACACAAAAACAAUCACAAUGAAGAAACCUUCAAUGCUCUCUUUUCUCAUCACUCUCCUGUUGGCUGCAGCUGUUUGCACCCAGGGAUCAGAUGAACCGGUGAAAGACAUCUCCGGAAAUCCACUUACAAUCAGUCAACAAUACUUUAUUCAGCCGGUUAAGACCGAAAGUAACAAUGGAGGUGGUCUUGUCCCAGCCGCCAUUACGAUACUUCCCUUUUGUCCACUUGGCAUCACCCAAACACUCCUUUCGAGCCAGCCUGGCCUACCGGUUAGUUUCAAUUAUCAAGGCUUCACCACGGAAACCAUCGUCCAUACAUCUGCACAAGUAAACAUAGAGUUCGAGUCCAAUAUCUGGCCGGUCUGCACCGAGUUUUCCAAGUUAUGGGAAUUCGAUGAUUCCUCAUCGGCUCGUGAGGAGCGGGCGAUUCUCAUCGGUGGUAGCCGGUUUAGCCAUAAUAGCUCGUUUAAGAUUGAGAAAGCUGGAGAAGGAAAAGGAGAAAACACUUACAAGUUGAGCACCUCUACCGGAACCGUUGGAGCUAUCCCAGGGGGCUGGUCAGGUGCACCACAACUAGUUGUCACCAAUGAUGAUGCUAAGACCUUACUCGUCAAGUUCGUCAAGGUCGUCGGUGAUUAUGCUACUACUACUUCUACUUCUCGGGUUGAGAAGUUAGGUCUAAGGAUGUUCCCAUUCUACUAGUCAAACGACAAUACAAAAAUCAUGUAAUAUUGUAAAGCCUGAGACUUGUCCAUGGCCAAAAAUAAUGGGUUGAGAUAAUACCCGCAUGCACGCAUGUAUUACCAGAACUUUUCUUUACUUUCAUCGUAAAAUUAAAUAAAAUUAUGUUUUCCAG
Eutrema salsugineum is the source of this 878-nucleotide messenger RNA. RefSeq names its product cysteine protease inhibitor WSCP. The record is from RefSeq and is a predicted model, not a curated record. Gene Ontology annotation, molecular function: endopeptidase inhibitor activity. Lineage: Eukaryota; Viridiplantae; Streptophyta; Magnoliopsida; Brassicales; Brassicaceae. The transcript has a single exon. The coding region runs from base 41 to 724 and encodes 227 amino acids.